Molecule: messenger RNA, 630 nt
Organism: Cololabis saira (Pacific saury)
Lineage: Eukaryota; Metazoa; Chordata; Actinopteri; Beloniformes; Belonidae
Product: bladder cancer-associated protein
Exons: 1
Coding region: 91-360 (89 amino acids)
Source: RefSeq, a predicted model, not a curated record
UGACCCGCCGGCGUCUGAGACUCUGAGACCACGACCUUUGACCUCGUCCCCCGAGCCAGGCAGCCGCCGCGCCAGCGCCAUCCAACCACCAUGUACUGCCUGCAGUGGCUGCUGCCGGUGCUGCUCAUCCCCAAGCCGCUGAACCCGGCGCUGUGGUUCAACCACUCCAUGUUCAUGGGCUUCUACCUGCUCAGCUUCCUGCUGGAGCGGAAGCCCUGCACCAUCUGUGCCUUGGUGUUCCUGGCCGCGCUCUUCCUCGUCUGCUACAGCUGCUGGGGAAACUGCUUCCUGUACCACUGCCAGGACGCCGGCGCGCUGCUGCCGGCCGCCGCGCACGACCCGGCCAUCGUCGGCACCUAGGGGUGCCGGGGGAGGAGGAGGAGGAAGAGGAGGACGAGGAGGAGAUACACUGGAGAAGGAGGGGAGGGGGGAACUGCCAUGCUGUUAAAGGGGCGGGGCUUAACUGUGCUGAAGUGAUGCUGGAGGGGAUUCCCACCCCAAAGGGCAGGGGCUGAACUGACCACAAGCAGCACACGACUCUGGACAAUCAGUCGCUGUGCUGGGAAUAAAUAAAUACCCAAGAACCAAGAGAAAAUAACCUGUAUUUUUUUAUCUAUUUAUCUGUUUGAA